Messenger RNA from Trichoderma virens Gv29-8, 927 nucleotides. RefSeq lists its product as uncharacterized. Gene Ontology annotation, molecular function: histidinol-phosphatase activity. The record is from RefSeq and is a predicted model, not a curated record. Gene Ontology annotation, cellular component: cytoplasm. Bases 1 to 927 code for a protein of 308 amino acids. Gene Ontology annotation, biological process: L-histidine biosynthetic process. Lineage: Eukaryota; Fungi; Ascomycota; Sordariomycetes; Hypocreales; Hypocreaceae. The transcript has 3 exons.
AUGGCUUUCACAAUGCAUUCCCAUUCGGGCCAGUUCUGCCCUGGCCAUGCUGUCGACCAGCUGGAGGACAUCAUUCUGCACGCUAUAUCUCUUGGGUAUAAAACCAUUGGCCUUACAGAGCAUAUGCCUCGCUAUGAGGAGCGAGACUUGUAUCCAGAAGAGCUGUCCGACCCCCAAGCCUCCCUCCAAGCCCUUCCCCCCCGCCACGAAUCCUACCUCAUCGAAGCCCGCCGCCUCCAACAAAAAUACGCCUCCCAAAUCCACAUCAUCAUCGCCUUCGAAGCAGAAUUCAUCCGCCCCUCAUACACACCCCUCGUCCAAUCCCUCAACGAAUCCCCCUUCGUCGACUACUUCAUCGGCUCCGUCCACCACGUCCACAGCAUCCCCAUCGACUACGACAAGGCAACUUAUGCCGCCGCCGUCGCCGCCGCCGGAGGCUCAGAGGAGCGCCUCUACGAGGACUACUACGAUCUGCAGUAUGAGAUGCUGCAGGCGCUGAAACCGCGCAUUGUCGGUCACUUUGAUCUCAUUCGCCUCAUGAGCGAGGACCCGGGCAGGGACGUCAGACAGUGGCCCGGCGUCUGGCAAAAGAUUCGUCGAAAUCUUGAGUAUGCCGCACAGAUUGGUGCUUGGCUGGAGUGUAACUCUGCAGCCCUGAGAAAGGGCCUCGACGAGCCAUAUCCCGGCCGAAUCAUUUCAGAGGAAUGGCUUCAACUAGGAGGCAAAUUCACAAUGUCCGACGACAGCCACGGAAUCGCCCAAGUCGCCACAAACUACAGCCGCGCACUCUCAUUCCUAGAAAGCCUCGGCGUGGAGCAAGUCUGGACGUUCCAGCGACAAAACCACCUCGAAGCAGGAGAAACCAGCAAAGCGACGCUCAACGACGUGGGUGUGUCUCUCAAGGACUUCCGCCAGCACUUUCCAUAA